Messenger RNA from Frankliniella occidentalis (western flower thrips), 769 nucleotides. It is a transcript of the gene MED11, whose product is annotated as mediator of RNA polymerase II transcription subunit 11. The transcript has 3 exons. Gene Ontology annotation, molecular function: transcription coregulator activity. Lineage: Eukaryota; Metazoa; Arthropoda; Insecta; Thysanoptera; Thripidae. Gene Ontology annotation, cellular component: mediator complex. The record is from RefSeq and is a predicted model, not a curated record. Bases 155 to 622 code for a protein of 155 amino acids. Gene Ontology annotation, biological process: regulation of transcription by RNA polymerase II.
CCCCCACUUUCUUCUGCUGUUUUGUUUUGACGCAAAACUGCCGACAGCUGUAGUUGUUUGCUGGCACUUUGGUUUUGUACAUUUUCGCAUACACUUUGCUGCUCAUGGUUGUGUCUAAUUGAAGAAAUAGUGUAGGGUUUGAAGUACUUUUACCAUGACCGCGCACUGGGAAAGAAUCCAAGCUUUAGAUGUAAUUGAAAAGGAUGUCAUAAUUUGCAUCCAAAGUGCAGGCGCAGCACUGCAAGAGCUUAGUAAAGAUAAAUCCAAUGUGAAGCAAGCAGAAACACAAACCAACCAAUUUCUCAAAACUUUAAGUACAGUGGAGUCAAGACUUUAUGAGCAGAUUAAUUAUUUGACUCAGGUCUCUACAGGUCAGCCACAUGAAGGAUCUGGUUAUGCGUCACAGAAAGUACUUCAGAUGGCAUGGCAUCGGCUUGAGCAUGUAAGGAGUCGUGUCAAUGAAUUAGAUAAUUUAAAAAAUACUCAGAUUGCUGAAAGUGCUGUACGAGCUCCCAAUUUAGCUCUCGGAAUGGGAAUGGGUCCCAAUAUGAAUGUGAUGCAGCCUCAGGUCCAUCCCCAAUUAAUGCCUCCCAACAACAGUGAAACUCAAAACACUGGUUAGUCUAAGUAAAAAGGAAAGCCUGUAUCUGUAUAUUUAUUACUGUUUGACUUUUUCUUAGAUUAUACUUUUUAUGGUUCGAUUGUGGAAACACCAUGCAACUUCUACAUUUCCCUCAUCCCAAUCAAUAAAUUAUCCACCUAAACUGUA